AUGGGUUCCGAACCGCAAUACGCAAAGUGGCCGCUCCUCCCUCUCUCCCAGCAUGUCUUCACCCUCACCAACCCCUACGCCUCCAAGUCAGUCCAGCAGGCCGCUGUCAAGGUCCUCCAAGAUGCCAUCGCCGAGCACAAGAUGGCGCCCUUCUACCGAUUCCUCGCACACCCGCUCGAGGGCAUCCUCAACACUGUCGGCGAGGGGUCGAGCCAGUCCGUUCCUGGCAAGCCCCCCAGCCGCAAGUCCAGUCUCGUCGGCAUGAUCGCCACCAAGAGCCAGACCACCAUCAACCUGCCGUGGGACGAAGAUCUGUACAAGCAGCUAAAAUCAGAGAACGACGCCGAGCUCGAGGGCAUCCAGAAAGAGGAGGACGAGGCGGUGGAGCAGGCUGGCGACACCGAGGUCCAGGCCGCGCGAGGAAAGAGGGCUGAAUUCUGGGCGCGGGUUGGCGACAAGGACCGCGCCAUCACGGCAUACGAGGACGUCUUUGAGAAGACGGGCAUCCUCGGCACCAAAAUCGAUCUCGUCCUCGCCAUUGUCCGCAUGGGCCUCUUCUACGGCGACAAGCUCCUGACGAAGAAGCACAUCGAGCGUGCCAAGGCACUCGUUGAGUCGGGCGGUGACUGGGAUCGUCGCAACCGUCUCAAGGCCUACGAAGGCCUCCACCUCCUGACGAUCCGCUCUUACGCUGCCGCGGCGCCCCUCCUCCUCGACUCCCUCUCCACCUUCACCAGCUACGAGCUCUGCACGUACUCGUCCCUCGUCGUCUACUCUGUGCUCGCCGGUUCCGUCUCGCUGAAACGCGUCGACUUCAAGAGCAAGGUCGUCGACGCCCCCGAGAUCAAGGCCAUCCUCGGCGACGGCGAGGACAAGAUGCUCGCCCUCUCGGGCGCCCUCAGCGCCGGCCCCGGCGCCGACGACUCGAGCUCGGCCGAGGAGGCCUCGACCUCGGUCAAGAAAGGCGCCAAGACGGCGGUCAACCUGACGACACUCGGCUCCAGCACCGAGCAGCCCGAAGCCGAGAUGGCCAUCGACUUCUCGCCCCUCGCCCAGCUCGUCACGAGCCUGUACAACGGCAGCUACAAGUUCUUCUUCCAGGCCCUCGCCCAGGUCGAGGAGUCCUUCCUCGCCCAGGACCGCUACCUGCACGAGCACAAGCAGUGGUUCGUGCGCGAGAUGCGCCUCCGCGCCUACCAGCAGCUGCUGCAGAGCUACCGCGUCGUCGGCCUCGACACCAUGGCCACCGACUUUGGCGUCACCGUCGAUUUCCUCGAUCGUGACCUCGCCCGCUUCAUCGCCGCCGGCCGCAUCCCCUGCACGAUUGACCGCGUCUCCGGCAAGGGCGUCAUCGAGACGAACCGACCCGACGACAAGAACAAGCAGUACCAGGACGUCGUCCGCCAAGGUGACCAGCUCAUCACGAAGCUGCAAAAGUACGGCCAGGCCGUGCGCCUCAGGGGAAGCGAGAGGGCGUAGACAAGAGCGGCGUCGCAGGCGGGGGC
Messenger RNA from Verticillium dahliae VdLs.17, 1505 nucleotides. Its product is annotated as 26S proteasome regulatory subunit RPN7. Gene Ontology annotation, biological process: proteasome-mediated ubiquitin-dependent protein catabolic process. Gene Ontology annotation, cellular component: proteasome regulatory particle. The record is from RefSeq and is a predicted model, not a curated record. The coding region runs from base 1 to 1479 and encodes 492 amino acids. The transcript is spliced from 3 exons. NCBI's taxonomy places the organism in Eukaryota, Fungi, Ascomycota, Sordariomycetes, Glomerellales, Plectosphaerellaceae.